Molecule: messenger RNA, 12455 nt
Organism: Anguilla anguilla (European eel)
Lineage: Eukaryota; Metazoa; Chordata; Actinopteri; Anguilliformes; Anguillidae
Exons: 42
Coding region: 71-10867 (3598 amino acids)
Biological process (GO): negative regulation of gene expression
Cellular component (GO): nucleus; cytoplasm
Molecular function (GO): transcription corepressor activity; NAD+ poly-ADP-ribosyltransferase activity
Source: RefSeq, a predicted model, not a curated record
UGCAUUAGUUUCACAUUGAAUUCGGGCAUAUCACUCUGCUUCCGAUCAUUGUUUACACUUAUACAACUACAUGGAACAAAAUAUAUUGAUUUUAGUCGGUUUUCCCGAUGAUUUUGCUUCUGUGAAACCUAGGUUGGAAUUGUAUUUUAGAAAUAAAAGAAAAUCUGGAGGAGAAGUUUCGGAAAUAAGAAAUUACCCCAAUGACAAGAGGAAGGCAUUGCUCGUUUACACAGAGGAUGAAGCCUUACAAAGAGUAUUGAAAAUGGGACCGCACAAGGUUGAUUUUAAGGCCUUGGGCGUGGUAGAACUUCAAGUGAAGUCACUAGAAGCGGAUGACAUCGCCAAAGUGAAAAUAAUGAAUCCAGUGCCGUUGCCCAAACCACGCCUUGAGAAAAAGAUUGGCUCUGGAAAAUCUGCAUGCGACAUAGAAGCGAAGCCAGGACCAUUUCACCAAGAAGGUUUGCAGCAAGAUGGUGGUAAAAAGGUGCUAUCACUGCUUGUGAGCAGUGAUUGUCCAAUCAAAGAGGAGAUCCUUCAGGUGUACUUUGAGCAAUUUACUGAUGACGUUGAUAUUUGUGGACAUGGAGAUAAUCAAUGGAUUCUCAAGCUGACCAGUCAUUCUGAUUUGGAGAAUAUCCUGGCCAAGAAGGAUCAUGUCUUGGAGGGUUCCUUGAUGUCCAUGCAGCUGUACGAUGAGAGAGAGGCAGAGGAUCCCCUUGAUCCCCACAGGUUCAUUCUGAGUGGCUUCAGUGAAGACUGCAAGUGCAGCCACCUGUCCGUCUUCAUCAAGAGCUGCAGCAGAGGGGCCGAGCAUUCCUGGGAGGUCCUCAAUGACGGGCAGAGAAUCGCAGUCACCUUCAAACAGGAUAUAGAUGUUCAGGCUUUUUUGAAGAAAUGCUUCGCAAAUAAACUUCAGAGCAUGGAUAUCUCCGCCAGUCGUCUGGAGUACACAGACUCUGUGCUGGUGAAAGGAAAUAUGGAGAACAUCACAGAAAAGGAACUCAGGGAUUAUUUUUCUAGCCCAAAAAGCAAUGGAGGACAAAUCAAAUACCUGAUAUGGGUUGAAAAUGCAAAGAGUGUGCUUCUAGAGUUUGAAGAUUUUCACGUUGCGCACAGAGUUGCCAAAGAGAAACACACUAUUUGUGGAGUCAGCCUGUGUGCUUUCUUGUUCUACUGCAAUCUGAAUCAAGUCUUAACUGGAGAGACCCCCACUACGCCACCUUUCCCUCCUAAAAUCUCCAUUCCUGUGGAUGCUUUGUUCCUCGAAUACAUCAAAAAUGAUGAGGAGUGCAAAGAGGACUUUGAGAGCACACUAAAGGAGCACUACACCAGCUUCUCCUUUAAAGGUGACCCAGAGUCCCCUCAGGUGGUGUUGGAGAUGGCAGUGGACAGAGAGUCAUUGUUGCUACACCACUUGGCCCAUACCUGGGAGAGAAAGACUAAGCAAGCAGUUGAGGGGCUUCUGGAGAAAUACAGCAUAGUCAUGUUGGUGUCAACUGAAGAGGUGUGGGAGAGAGUGAAAAACAAAUGCCUCAGUCUAAAUCUCAAAACUGCCAGAGUCUCCUUUGAGAGGGCUAAGAACACCAUUGUGGUCUUGGGGCAACAGAAUGAUGUGAAGAAGCUUCAGGGUGAAAUUCAGCUUUUGUUGAACAAAGCAAAAGAAGAACUGGAUGUUGAAACAAACACUGUGGAAAGGAAGAUCCCUUUGGACAGUAAGGAAGAGUUUGGUUUUGUGUGGACCUUAGUGUCUGAAAAACUUGAAGGAGUUGAAAAUCUAAAAGAUGAAGCAAACUUGACUUUUCACCUCAAGGGCCUCGAAGAGAAGGUAAAUGAAGCAGAGAGAAUCAUCAAAAACACCAAAGAUAAUUUAUCCGUCCAAACUUUGCAUCUGUCACCCAAUCUAGCCAAGUUUUUGCAGUCCCUGGAUCUGAAGAAAUUUGAGCGCAAUCACUUUACUCACAUUACUGCUACAGUCUUCUCCUGUGGUGAUUCCAUUCAGAUUCUUGCAGAGAAGCUGCAAGAUGGUGAGAAAGCCAGAGAAAAAAUAAAGGAGGUACUUAUGGAAGAUGUGAUCAGCCUCACUCCCGAUCAAGGAAAAGUCACCCAGGAAGAACACUGGAGAGUCUUCUACAGUGGACUGAUGCAAGAGGUAGAAUCCAGCAAUAAUGAACAGAAUGUGAAAAUCUCACAUUCUGAUGUGCAGAUUGCAGUGUGUGGGUUCCAGAAUGUGGUAACAGAUGUUGCUAGGAAACUGAGAGGAUAUCUGAAUAACAAAAUGCCUGUGGCAGAAGACACCCAGCUGAAGUCACCGAGAGAGUUUGAAUAUGUUGCUGAUUGCAUGAAGCUGUCUGAGGCUGCUGAAAUCAAAGCCCUGGAUGUGACCAUUUUGUCAUCACAAACACAGGCGACUCCUUGCCUGAAAGUCACCGCAGCCAAUGACAAGAUCAAGGAGGCCAUGGCAGCUGUGGUGAAGCAGGUUUCACACAUUGUGCAUGAGAAACACAUAUAUUCUGAUGCCGGGGUGUCCAAAGUGUUGGAGAAACAUCAAGAUGCUCUCAAGUCCAGGGCCAAAGAGUUUGCCUGUAAGCUGUAUCCGACUGUUGAGCGAGCAAGCCAGACCGGUUUGGAAAAGGGAUACCGAAGUCCGGAUUCAACAGACACGUUAUCUGGUCCUCCUGCAAAUAAAUCACAGAAAGUCGCUCCUCCGCCUCCGUUACCUAAACCAAGAGCAGGCCUCAAAGUGGUUAUUAGUGGCGUUACAGUAAUUCUGAAAAAAGGAGACAUCACCAAAGAGGCAGUGGAUGCCAUUCUGAUUUCCACCAAUAGCAGUAUGAAUUUAGACACCGGUGUCUCUGGAGCAAUUCUGAAAGCAGCAGGGAAAUCUGUUGUAGAUGAAUGUGCCAAACUGGGCACCCAGAAAGAAGAUGGGGUGGUUGUCACCGGAGGAGGCAACUUAAAAUGCAAGCACAUCAUUCAGAUGGUGGGGCCGACUACCACAGCUGGCAUCACCACAUCCACAGAGAGGGUCCUGCAGCUCUGUGAGAGCAAGAGCAUCACAUCCAUGGCCGUACCAGCCAUUGGGACUGGAAAAAGCAACAUUAAUCCAGAAGAAUCCAUCAAGGCAAUUCUCAACGGGCUGCAGAAGCAUUUGUCUCAGACCACUUCCACAAGCAUCAAAUUCAUAUUCAUAGUGGCCUUUGAGCAGAAGGUUUUCGACUCUUUCCAGCAUUACUUUGCAGAGAGGAACCAGCAGUCUCAGCAGAGAACAGAGAAGCCAGGACCAUUUCACCAAGAAGGUUUGCAGCAAGAUGGUGGUAAAAAGGUACUAUCACUGCUUGUGAGCAGUGAUUGUCCAAUCAAAGAGGAGAUCCUUCAGGUGUACUUUGAGCAAUUUACUGAUGACGUUGAUAUUUGUGGACAUGGAGAUAAUCAAUGGAUUCUCAAGCUGACCAGUCAUUCUGAUUUGGAGAAUAUCCUGGCCAAGAAGGAUCAUGUCUUGGAGGGUUGCUUGAUGUCUGUGCAGCUGUACGAUGAGAGAGAGGCAGAGGAGAGCCUUGAUCCCCACAGGUUCAUUCUGAGUGGCUUCAGUGAAGACUGCAAGUGCAGCCACCUGUCCGUCUUCAUCAAGAGCUGCAGCAGAGGGGCCGAGCAUUCCUGGGAGGUCCUCAAUGACGGGCAGAGAAUCGCAGUCACCUUCAAACAGGAUAUAGAUGUUCAGGCUUUUUUGAAGAAAUGCUUCGCAAAUAAACUUCAGAGCAUGGAUAUCUCCGCCAGUCGUCUGGAGUACACAGACUCUGUGCUGGUGAAAGGAAAUAUGGAGAACAUCACAGAAAAGGAACUCAGGGAUUAUUUUUCUAGCACAAAAAGCAAUGGAGGACAAAUCAAAUACCUGAUAUGGGUUGAAAAUGCAAAGAGUGUGCUUCUAGAGUUUGAAGAUUUUCACGUUGCGCACAGAGUUGCCAAAGAGAAACACACUAUUUGUGGAGUCAGCCUGUGUGCUUUCUUGUUCUACUGCAAUCUGAAUCAAGUCUUAACUGGAGAGACCCCCACUACGCCACCUUUCCCUCCUAAAAUCUCCAUUCCUGUGGAUGCUUUGUUCCUCGAAUACAUCCAAAAUGAUGAGGAGUGCAAAGAGGACUUUGAGAGCACACUAAAGGAGCACUACACCAGCUUCUCCUUUAAAGGUGACCCAGAGUCCCCUCAGGUGGUGUUGGAGAUGGCAGUGGACAGAGAGUCAUUGUUGCUACACCACUUGGCCCAUACCUGGGAGAGAAAUACUAAGCAAGCAGUUGAGGGACUGCUGGAGAAAUACAGCAUAGUCAUGUUGGUGUCAACUGAAGAGGUGUGGGAGAGAGUCAAAGACAAAUGCCUCAGUCUAAAUCUCAAAACUGCCAGAGUCUCCUUUGAGAGGGCUAAGAACACCAUUGUGGUCUUGGGGCAACAGAACGAUGUGAAGAAGCUUCAGGGUGAAAUUCAACUUUUGUUGAACAAAGCAAAAGAAGAACUGGAUGUUGAAACAAACACUGUGGAAAGGAAGAUCCCUUUGGACAGUAAGGAAGAGUUUGGUUUUGUGUGGAACUUAGUGUCUGAAAAACUUGAAGGAGUUGAAAAUCUAAAAGAUGAAGCAAACUUGACUUUUCACCUCAAGGGCCUCGAAGAGAAGGUAAAUGAAGCAGAGAGAAUCAUCAAAAACACCAAAGAUAAUUUAUCCGUCCAAACUUUGCAUCUGUCACCCAAUCUAGCAAAGUUUUUGCAGUCCCUGGAUCUGAAGAAAUUUGAGCGCAAUCACUUUACUCACAUUACUGCUACAGUCUUCUCCUGUGGUGAUUCCAUUCAGAUUCUUGCAGAGAAGCUGCAAGAUGGUGAGAAAGCCAGAGAAAAAAUAAAGGAGGUACUUAUGGAAGAUGUGAUCAGCCUCACUCCCGAUCAAGGAAAAGUCACCCAGGAAGAACACUGGAGAGUCUUCUACAGUGGACUGAUGCAAGAGGUAGAAUCCAGCAAUAAUGAACAGAAUGUGAAAAUCUCACAUUCUGAUGUGCAGAUUGCAGUGUGUGGGUUCCAGAAUGUGGUAACAGAUGUUGCUAGGAAACUGAGAGAAUAUCUGAAUAACAAAAUGCCUGUGGCAGAAGACACCCAGCUGAAGUCACAGAGAGAGGUUGAAUAUGUUGCUGAUUGCAUGAAGCUGUCUGAGGCUGCUGAAAUCAAAGCCCUGGAUGUGACCAUUUUGUCAUCACGGACACAGGCGACUCCUUGCCUGAAAGUCACCGCAGCCAAUGACAAGAUCAAGGAGGCCAUGGCAGCUGUGGUGAAGCAGGUUUCACAGAUUGUGCAUGAGAAACACAUAUAUUCUGAUGCCGGGGUGUCCAAAGUGUUGGAGAAACAUCAAGAUGCUCUCAAGGCCAGGGCCAAAGAGUUUGCCUGUAAGCUGUAUCCGACUGUUGAGCAAGCAAGCCAGACCGGUUUGGAAAAGGGAUACCGAAGUCCGGAUUCAACAGACACGUUAUCUGGUCCUCCUGCAAAUAAAUCACAGAAAGUCGCUCCUCCGCCUCCGUUACCUAAACCAAGAGCAGGCCUCAAAGUGGUUAUUGGUGGCGUUACAGUAAUUCUGAAAAAAGGAGACAUCACCAAAGAGGCAGUGGAUGCCAUUCUGAAUUCCACCAAUUGCAGUCUGAAUCUAGGCACCGGUGUCUCUGGAGCAAUUCUGAAAGCAGCAGGGAAAUCUGUUGUAGAUGAAUGUGCCAAACUGGGCACCCAGAAAGAAGAUGGGGUGGUUGUCACCGGAGGAGGCAACUUAAAAUGCAAGCACAUUAUUCAGAUGGUGGGGCCGACUACCACAGUUGGCAUCACCACAUCCACAGAGAGGGUCCUGCAGCUCUGUGAGAGCAAGAGCAUCACAUCCAUGGCCGUACCAGCCAUUGGGACUGGAAAAAGCAACAUUAAUCCAGAAGAAUCCAUCAAGGCAAUUCUCAAGGGGCUGCAGAAGCAUUUGUCUCAGACCACUUCCACAAGCAUCAAAUUCAUAUUCAUAGUGGCCUUUGAGCAGAAGGUUUUCGACUCUUUCCAGCAUUACUUUGCAGAGAGGAACCAGCAGUCUCAGCAGAGAACAGAGACGCCAGGACCAUUUCACCAAGAAGGCUUGCAGCAAGAUGGUGGUGAAAAGGUGCUAUCACUGCUUGUGAGCAGUGAUUGUCCAAUCAAAGAGGAGAUCCUUCAGUUGUACUUUGAGCAAUUUACUGAUGACAUUGGUAUCUGUAGACAUGGAGAUAAUCAAUGGAUUCUCAAGCUGACCAGUCAUUCCGAUUUGGAGAAUAUCCUGGCUAAGAAGGAUCAUGUCUUGGAGGGUUCCUUGAUGUCCGUGCAGCUGUACGACGAGAGAGAGGCAAAGGAGAGACUUGAUCCCCACAGGUUCAUUCUGAGUGGCUUCAGUGAAGACUGCAAGUGCAGCCACCUGUCCGUCUUCAUCAAGAGCUGCAGCAGAGGGGCCGAGCAUUCCUGGGAAAUCCUCAAUGAUGGGCACAGAAUCGCAGUCACCUUCAAACAGGAUAUAGAUGUUCAGGAUUUUUUGAAGAAAAGCUCCGAAAAAAAACUUCAGAGCAUGGAUAUCUCUGCCAGUCGUCUGGAGUACACAGACUCUGUGCUGGUGGAAGGAAAUAUGGAGAACAUCACAGAAAAGAAACUCAGGGAUUAUUUUUCUAGCACAAAAAACAAUGGAGGACAAAUCGAAUGCCUGAUAUGGGUCAAAAAUGCAAAGAGUGUGCUUCUAGUGUUUAAAGAUUUUCAUGUUGCACACAGAGUUGUCAAAGAGAAACACACUAUUUGUGGAGUCAGCCUGUGUGCUUUGUUGUUCUACUGCAGUCUGAAGCAAGCCUUAACUGGAAAGACCUCCACUAUGCCACCUUUCCCUCCUAAAAUCUCCAUUCCUGUGGAUGCUUUGUUCCUCGAAUGCAUCCAAAAUGAUGAGGAGUGCAAAAAGGACUUUGAGAGCACACUAAAGGAGCACUACACCAGCAUCUCCUUUAAAGGUGACCCAGACUCCCCUCAGGUGGUUUUGGAGAUGGCAGUGGACAGAGAGUCAUUGUUGCUACACCGCUUAGCCCAUACCUGGGAGAGAAAGACUAUGCAAGCAGUUGAGGGACUGCUGGAGAAAUACAGUAUAGUCACGUUGCUGUCAACUAAAGAGGUGUGGGAGAGAAUCAAGGACAAAUGCCUUAGUCUAAAUCUCAAAACUGCCAGAGUCUCCUUUGUGAGGGCUAAGAACACCAUCGUGGUGUUGGGACAAAAGAACGAUGUGAAGAAGCUUCGAGGUGAAAUUCAACUUUUGUUGAACAAAGCAAAAGAAGAACUGGAUGUUGAAAGGACGAUCCCUGUGAACAGUAGGGAAGAGCUUGGUUUUGUUUGGAACUUGGUGUCUGAAAAACUUGAAGGAGUUGAACACCUGAAAGAUGAAGUAAACUUGACUUUUCACCUCAAGGGCUUUGAAGAGAAGGUAAAUGCAGCAGAGAGAAUCAUCAAAAACACCAAAGAUAAUUUAUCCAUCCAAACUUUGCAUCUGUCACCCAAUCUCGCUAAGUUUUUGCAGUCCCUGGACCUCAAAAAAUUUGAGCGCAAUCACUUGACUCACAUUUCCGCUACAGUCUUUUCCUGUAGUGAUUCCAUUCAGAUUCUUGCAGAGAAGCUGCAAGAUGGUGAGAAAGCCAGAGAAAAAAUAAAGGAGGUGCUUAUGGAAGAUGUGAUCAACCUUACUCCCGAUCAAGGAAAAGUCACCCAGGAAGAACACUGGAGAGUCUUCUACAGUGGACUGAUGCAAGAGGUAGAAUCCAGCAAUAAUGCACUGAAUGUGAAGAUCUCACAUUCUGAUGUGCAGAUUGCAGUGUGUGGGUUCCAGAAUGUGGUAACAGAUGUUGCUAGGAAACUGAGAGGAUAUCUGAAUAACAAAAUGCCUGUGACAGAAGACAUCUUGCUGAAGUCACUGAGACAGGUUGAAUAUGUUGCUGAUUGCAUGAAGCUGUCUGAGGCUCCUGAAAUCAAAGCCCUGGAUGUGACCAUUUUGUCAUCACGGACACAGGCGACUCCUUGCCUGAAAGUCACAGCAGCCAGUGACAAGAUCAAGGAGGCUGUGGCAGUUGUCAAGAAGCGUAUUUCAUACAUUGUGCAUGAGAAACACAUAUACUCCGAUGCCGGGGAGUCAAAAGUGUUGGAGAAACAUCAAGAUGCUCUCAAGGCCAGGGCCAAAGAGUUUGCCUGUAAGCUGUUUCUAACUGUUGAGCAAGCAAGCCAGACCAGCUUGGAAAAGGGAUACCGAAGUCCAGAUUCAACAGACACGUUAUCUGCUCCUCCUGCAAAUAAAUCAAAGAAAGUCGCUCCUCUGCUUCCGUUACCUAAACCAGGAGCAGACCUCAAAGUGGUGAUUGGUGGCAUUACACUAAUUCUGAAAAAAGGAGACAUUACCAAAGAGGCAGUGGAUGCCAUUGUGAAUUCCACCAAUAGUAGUCUGAACUUAGACACAGGUGUCUCUGGAGCAAUUCUGAAAGCAGCAGGGAAAUCUGUUGUAGAUGAUUGUGCCAAACUGGGCACCCAGAAAGAAGAUGGGGUGGUUGUCACCGGAGGAGGCAACUUGAAAUGCAAGCACAUUAUUCAGAUGGUGGGGCCGACUACCACAGCUGGCAUCACCACCUCCACAGAGAGGGUCCUGCAGCUCUGUGAGAGCAAGAGCAUCACAUCCAUGGCUAUACCAGCCAUUGGGACAGGAAAAGGCAACAUUAAUCCAGAAGAAUCCAUCAAGGCAGUUCUCAAGGGACUGCAGAACCAUUUGUCUCAGAGCACUUCCACAAACAUCAAAUUCAUAUUCAUAGUGGCCUUUGAGCAGAAGGUUUUCGACUCUUUCCGCCAUCACUUUGCAGAGAGGAACCAGCAGUCUCAGCAGGGAACAGAGGCGGUCAGUGGGACCCACUUGCCAAGCAUUCAGUCCAGGUCAAGAGAGCUCCCUGCCAACCAAGUUAUGAUCAAUGGUAUCAGAGUUCAGGUGAAGAAAGGUGACAUCACCACAGAAACUGUCAGAGGGAUCGUCAACACAACCAACAAUGAGCUGAACCUGAAAGGAGGAGUUUCGGGAGCUAUAUUUAGAGCAGCAGGAAGCUCGGUUGAGAAGGAGUGCGAAAAAUUUGGGCCCCAGCAGGAUGAUGGCGUCGUGGUAACGAGUGGUGGGGCGCUACACUGUGAUUUUAUCAUUCACAUGGUGGGACCCCGCUCCGUACCUGCCGCAACCGCACAGGUGGAGAGGGUUCUGGAACAGUGCGAGAAAAACAGCAUCACCACCGUGUCCUUCCCUGCUAUUGGCACAGGUGGUGGACAGCUGAAUGCUGUAGAUGUCAUUGAUGCCAUGCUUCAAGGAUUCCACAAUCAUUUAUCGCAGCAUAUCUCCACUGUUCUCAAGCUGAUUUACAUCGUAGUCAAGGAGGACAAAAUCCUCCAGGAGUUUCUGCAGGGGCUGAAGCAGUGGUCAAGACCUUGGAUGGAUAAUUAUUGUGAUGAAGGUGAAGAUGAAGAUGAGGAUGACGAUGUGGAAGAAGAUGACUAUGUGGCAAUGGCGGCAUGUAUUAGACCCAGUUCCACAUCCUCAAACUCCAGCUUGUCCCAAACCUACUCCAACAUUCCGACCCUGAUCCUGGGAAGUGCUAGCAUUACUUUCCCUCUGAUGGUGGCUGAGGUUUACGGAGUUUCUGUGGCAAACCUGGCCCAGGUGAAGAAGUGCCUUGAUGAUUUGGUUUCCGAGGAGUGCACCAGCCAAGACGUGGUAGACAAGCACCUCCACCACCUUACAGAAAAGGAAAAGCAAGAUAUCAUUGAAGCAAGCCAGAGGCAACAGGUCCGCAUCACCAUGCUCCAAAACAAGCUGACGGUGUCGGGGAAGAGGGACGAUGUCCUUUCAGUCGUCCUGCAGAUCAAAGACUCCCUGCAGAGAGCCCAGGAGAGGGAGGACCAGGAGCGGGAGGAGAGAAGGAUAUGGCAGACCGUCCGCUGGGAGGUGGGCGGGUCGGACAGCUGGACAGGCCUGAAGCAGCGAAUAAACUACAAUCUGGAGCUGGCUUUCCACAGGAACGACAUGUUCUGCAUUUACCACCAUCAACACCAAAAGGACAGCUUCAUUGUGGAUUUUGAGAAGAUGCAGCAAAUGGACAGCAGAGGACAAAUCGCCAGGAUCAAGAGGACCCCUCUGUCCGACUGUGAAACAGCUAUCAUUACGACACCACCUACAUGGACCAAGAUGGAUGGGAAAGAUCUGGACAUCAUUGUGCUCUUUGAAAUAUCAAAUGAAUAUCAGAAAAUUUACAAAGAAUUUGUGCAAUCUAGCCAUGUGUUUGCACAGACAAACAGCAAAAACAUUGAAGUGGUCCAGAUCCAGAGAAUCCAGCACCAGGAGCAGUGGAGGAGGUACACAGUAAGCAAACAGGCAUUGGAUAAAAAAUAUCCGAGAAACAAUAAUGAGCAGUUCCUGUACCAUGGAACUACCAAGGACAUCUGCCAGAAGAUCAACAAGAAUGGCUUCAACCGCAGCUUCUGUGGCAGAAACGCAACAGCAUUUGGAAGCGGAACUUACUUUGCCAAGGAGGCGUACUACUCGUGCGAUGACAAGUACUCCAGUCCUGAUGAGAACGGCCACAAGUACAUGUAUAGAGCCCGCGUACUGACGGGGAAGCCCUGCCUCGGACUGCAGGGCAUGAGGGAGCCAUCUCCAGUGGACCCCAACGACCUCCAGGCGGGCCUGCACGACUGUGCCGUGAACAACCUCCAGGACCCCUUCAUUUUUGUUAUUUUCUCCGACUCGGGGGCCUACCCUGAAUACCUCAUCACAUUCAAGACAGUGUAGUGUGGAUGGGGGGGGGGGGGGGGGGGCAUCUACCAAUGAGCCAAUCAGUGCUUUAAACAGCCUUAAGUAAUAUUUUGUAUUAUAACAUGUAAAUAUGAUCACUAGCAUUUUAAGAACUUUGAUUAUAACGCAACAUAUUAUUGGUAUCAGGGUAAGAUCAAGGGUCUUCGAAAACUUUUAAAUCCAAAACCAAAACUUAGUGUCAAAUAUGUUUUAAUUAAUUUAGAGUUUUAAAUGAUGUUGAAUGGUAUUGAAUAUCCAUACAGUUCUUAAGGAUGUCUUUGUAUAAUCUUACACCUUCACCUGUCAGUUCCCAUCAGACUGUUAAAGACCACAUUGGAAUAUCUUUAUUAAAGAAUUUAUAAUGUCUGCAAUUCAGAUGUACAAACAGUGGUAUCGGCACAUGAAUGUGAGUCAUGUCAUGAGUCACAUGAGUGUUCAUGUGGUUUUCCAAAGUUUGGGAUCUACGUCAGCUGCUCUGAGAGAAUCUGUAGCUGAACACGAGACAUAAGUCCUAUUUGAGCUGGAUUCGUUUUACAGUAGGUGGAAAUAAACUGAAACAAGUUUGAAAGAUGUACUGUCUGGUCUAUUUGUAUGGGAUUAACAAUUUAUGCUGUUCCUGUGAUUACCACAGAUAUCUGUAGAUAGACGUAAUCAUCAGUAACUGCAAGGAAGGAUCAUCAGUAACUUCUAGCAAGGAAAAUAAGGAGACUGCAAGUGGCUUGUUCAAAUCUGAUUACCGGCUGCCAAAAACCAAGGCAGUUUCCAUAUAUAAUUAUAUUACUGCACGGUCCAUUCGAACCGGAUUGCUAUUAAUGAAGGACCCCUGAGUUUGGCGAAACACAGAAGAUAAUUUGCUCUGGUCUUUCUAUAUCCUGCACUUUGGAAGACUGCAGACAUUGCAGAUGUGUACUUGAUUAAAAAUCACUCAUCCUGUUGGUAAUCACUUAAUCACAUAACCUCUCUCAGUGAAACUGAUCCAGCUUGAAUAGGGCUAAAACUAGGAUUAUGAGAGUUCUUUAGGGGUAGGACAGAUCUUAAGACACACCCACUAAGACUGUGGUGGGUAUUGCUGGUUCAAGCUGGAAUGGUACAGUACUUCCCAAUAUUGACAGAUCUGAGUUUAUCUUCACAAAUGGCACAUACUAAUGUUAAUCUUUACAAGGCUCUAAUCAUACAGUAUUCUGGUGCUGGUUGUUGCAAGUACCAAUAAUAAGUUAUAGCGUAUUUCCAUAACAGACUUUACAGUGAAAAAACAAUAAUCUUUCGAUCAAAGCUGAUCCUAAACCCAGGACCUUCACUCUGAAAACCGAAUACAAGGUGUUUAGUAACUCACUGGCCUGCAUCAAAUCAACAAUUUGUCCUUAACUUUGAUUUACAAGUCUUAACUUUCUCUUUACAAUCUCGAUUUAAGUUUCUCAGCCAAUGUCAGAUAACUUUGAGGUCUCGAAAGCCAUGCAAAAAAAAAAAAAUCAGAAGCUUCUAAAAAGUCAUUACAUCAAUUUCUGGCAUCUUCCAGACUGUUUAAAGAGACAGUCAACUUGGUGUAAAUAAACCUUUGAUUGGAAUUCUGAUAUGGUGAAUUAAA